Molecule: messenger RNA, 969 nt
Organism: Gloeophyllum trabeum ATCC 11539
Lineage: Eukaryota; Fungi; Basidiomycota; Agaricomycetes; Gloeophyllales; Gloeophyllaceae
Product: GTP binding protein
Exons: 7
Coding region: 1-969 (322 amino acids)
Biological process (GO): cytoskeleton-dependent cytokinesis
Cellular component (GO): septin ring; septin complex; cell division site
Molecular function (GO): GTP binding; GTPase activity; molecular adaptor activity
Source: RefSeq, a predicted model, not a curated record
AUGGCCGCACCCACCGCUGAAGAGAUCCGUGCUCAGUCUUACGUCGGUUUCGACACCAUCACACAGCAGAUUGAGCAUAAGCUCUUGAAGCGCGGUUUCCAGUUCAAUGUCAUCGUCGUUGGUCAAACUGGGUUGGGAAAGUCGACCAUGAUUAACACCAUUUUCGCGUCGCACUUGAUUGAUUCCAAGGGGAGGAAGGAGGCGGACGAGCCGGUCAGACAGACCACGGAGAUCCAGGCUGUCUCUCAUGUCAUCGUCGAGAACAACGUCAAGCUGCGGUUGAACAUCGUCGACACACCUGGGUACGGCGACCAGGUCAACAACGAGGACUGCUGGGAUCCCAUUAUCAAGUACAUUAAGGACCAGCACAGCGCCUACCUCCGCAAGGAGCUCACGGCCAUGCGCGACCGCCACAUCCAGGACACGCGUAUUCACUGCUGCCUGUACUUCAUCAACCCAACCGGCCACUCGCUCCGCCCGAUUGAUGUUAUUGUCAUGAAGAAGCUCAGCGAGGUCGUGAACGUUGUGCCUAUCAUUGCCAAGUCCGACUCGUUGACGCUCGAGGAGCGGGAGAUCUUCAAGCAGAGGAUCAGGGAGGAGCUUGUCUACAACAAUAUCCGCCUGUAUCCCUUCGACACGGAGGAGAACGACGAGGAAGAGAUCCAGAUUAACGAGCAGAUCAGGAGUAUGAUCCCUUUCGCUGUCGUCGGCUCGGAGCGCAACGUUAUUAUUGACGGCAAGACCGUCCGUGGCCGGAAGAACCGGUGGGGUGUUGUUAAUGUGGAGGACCCGAACCACUGCGAAUUCGUCCAUCUCAGGGAUUUCCUGACGAGGACUCACCUGCAGGAUCUCAUUGAGACCACUGCACAGAUCCACUACGAGGCCUUCCGAUCAAAACAACUGCUCGCGCUCAAGGAUCAGGCGAACCCUCGUCCUGCUCCCGCACAGACUCCCAGCGUUAUGUCCUAA